UUGGCCGCGCUCGUGAAACGAUAUCUCACUGCUGGACCGCAAUACAAUUUUUCGGAUGACAAUAGCGCGGCUUACAAAAACCGCUCAGUGAGAUUGUUGACGCGUAAAAACAAAAAAAAACAAAUAAAAACGAAAGACACAAAAUGGCCGAAUACUGCGAAUAUAUGUGGUUCGAUUCCGCAAGAGGUCACAAUAACGCCGCCUUGGCGCGUAGCAUCUACGAGGAACGUGGUAAGCUCGAUAAGCGUGACAAACAACUGGCCAUUAACAUUGUACGAGCUAUACUUCGACACAGGCCGGAUGUAGACCUGGAGAAUUGCACGGACGAGUACAUCACGCGCUUCCUGCUGGCCAGGAAGUAUCGCACCGAACAGGCGGCGGCUCUGAUAGUCGCUUAUCAGGCGCAAGUGUUGCAUCGACAGGAUAUCUUUGGCAACCUCACGGCCCGAGAUCCCGCGUUGCAGCGCGCACUUCGCGCGGGUAUACCGGGUGUUUUGCCCGCGCGCGACAGGAAAGGCAGAUGCGUGCUGGUUAUUUUAGCGUCGCAGUGGGACCCUACAGCCGUGCCCGCAUUAUCCGUUCAACGAGCCAUUUUCCUAGUUCUGGAAAUACUUAUUCAAGAUCCUCGUAAUCAGCAAGCCGGUUUCGUCGCCGUGGUGGACUGGAGCGGAUUCUCGUUACGACAGGGUAGCGCGUUGGGCGCAGCAGCUCUGCGAAACCUAAUAGCUGCUCUACGUGGGCGAUUUCCUGCUCGAUUCAAAGCGAUACACUUCCUCUCGGCGCCCCUCUAUGUUCAGGCAACUCUGGCACUGGUGAAACCGUUUCUAGAUGAGAAAACUCGUAACAAGAUUUACCUGCACGGCAACAAUCUCAGCACGCUUCACGAGCAUCUGCCGACGGAUAUUCUGCCGGCGGAACUCGGUGGAACGGGGCCGGCCUUCAACCCGGGAUUGUGGGCCGAGCCAGUUAUCCGCGCGUCUAUGAAAGACGCGGAGCAGCUCGCCGCCGCUAAAAAGGAAAAAGAGCAGCAGCAGCAGCAGCAGGUUGACGAAGCUAACGAAUGCGUACAAGAACCGGCCGAUCUUCGAUCAGACGUAUCGAAAACCACAAACGGCAACGAACGCCAGACCGUCAGCGACGCAGGAACGAACGUUCUAACAAAUGCAGGCAAAACAUCACCGAAUAAUUCCACGAAGCGCUCUUCUGGGAAAACGGCUCAAACGGAUGUAGAAAUGAACGUAAUAAACACGCGAUCUGGCGGACACAAAGAGACGACAGGAGCGACGAGUCACGACGAAGAUAAUGUCAAGGAGAGAUUGGUGCACAUCGAACGGGUCGGUAACAACAACGACGCGAACGAGACGCGUUAUUCCGACGAUAGAACCGAUCAGCUGAAGAACGCGGAUGACUUCUCGUUUCUUGACGCGGAGGUCAAUUCGAACGAGUUCGAGAUAAUUUCGAACAGAAUUGGCAGCGAGAGCAGCAAAGACAGCUCGUUAGACAAUAGACUAGAAGGAAAAGCUCUUAUCGUCACCGGCAACAACGAAACACCGUCAGAAGAAACGAAUCUCAUAACGUAACGCUGAUCUCUGUAGAUUUAGAUUUAUUUAUCGUGGUGUACUUAAUUGAUAGGAAGUGAAGAGAUUUUUUUUUCUUUUUGUAAAGCAAAUCUUCUCAAACGGCUGCUCGAAAAUCUUGCUGAUAGAGUUACUAUUUUUUAAGGCUUCCUAAGACUCGGUAAUCUAGAGGAAGGUGCUUUUUUUUCUGGUUGCGGAUUUUCCCUUUGAAACACAAACGUGAGACGUGCCGAAAGUUUUAUAUUAAUCUCGUGAAAUAUCGCCGGGAAUGUUUUCACACUUAAAAUUUUAUUGUAAAAGAUUCGAAACAGAAACGAGAUAAAAAUGUUUCUCUAUUUUUCUAUGAUCGGUUUUUUGAUAGACGCUAUUAUCACAUACUGAAAAAAAAAACUAUCGCAUCUGCUUUGCGAAUCAGAUACAAAGGCAGCGCGACGUUUUCCUACCAAAUUAAUUUAAAUAAAACGUACUUAGGAAAAACGUUUUCUUCCCAAAAAAAAGUAUUAUAUGUAUUUAAAAAAUUGAAAAUAUUGUUCUCCAUACUUAAUAAGAAUGAAAUGUCAUUUAUUUUUCCAAAUGACUUAUAUAUAUAAUAUUUAUUAUCGAG
Molecule: messenger RNA, 2181 nt
Organism: Pseudomyrmex gracilis
Lineage: Eukaryota; Metazoa; Arthropoda; Insecta; Hymenoptera; Formicidae
Product: clavesin-2-like
Exons: 6
Coding region: 144-1580 (478 amino acids)
Cellular component (GO): membrane
Molecular function (GO): phosphatidylinositol bisphosphate binding
Source: RefSeq, a predicted model, not a curated record